Molecule: messenger RNA, 1110 nt
Organism: Engraulis encrasicolus (European anchovy)
Lineage: Eukaryota; Metazoa; Chordata; Actinopteri; Clupeiformes; Engraulidae
Product: membrane progestin receptor beta-like
Exons: 6
Coding region: 1-1110 (369 amino acids)
Biological process (GO): response to steroid hormone
Cellular component (GO): plasma membrane
Molecular function (GO): steroid binding; nuclear steroid receptor activity
Source: RefSeq, a predicted model, not a curated record
AUGGUGCACAUUGCUUCCCCCCGCCUCCCAUCUCCCCAGGCCACUGUAUCAGCCAGAGACGUGCCCGUCCUCUUCCGUGAGCCCUAUAUCCAUGCCGGCUACCGGCCAGUGGGACAGCCCCUCGUCUGCUACCUCCUCAGCCUCUUUCAGGUGCACAACGAGACCCUGAACGUGUGGAGCCACCUGUUGACCGGCGUGGCCGUGCUGCUGCGCUUCCUCUUCCGCUUGCACACCUGGGAAUCGGAGGCGGAGCCUCUGGACCUGACGGCCCUGCCCCUGUGCCUCUACCUGAGCUCCGCCCUGGCCUACCUGUCCUGCAGCGCGGCGGCCCACCUGUGCCAGUCCCACUCCGAGCUGGCGCACUACUGCCUCUUCUUCCUGGACUACGUCGGGGUUAGCGUGUACCAGUAUGGCUGUGCGCUGGCCCACUACGUCUACAGCUCCGAACCGGCAUGGCGCGACUCCGCCGUGGGCGCCCACUUCCUGCCAGCCGCCAUCUUCCUGGCCUGGCUGACGUGCGCCAGCUGCUGCUACGCCAAGAUGCGCUAUCAACGGCCGUACCCGCUGCGCCGCAAACUCUUCCAGCUCGUGCCCACCAGCCUGGCCUACCUGCUGGACGUCAGCCCCGUGGCGCACCGGCUGGCCAGCGCCAACAACGGCUCACCAACGGACGCGGACGUUGCCGGCGACCCCGCGUUGACGCUGCACGCGCUGCAGAUCGGCUUCUUCCUGCUGGCCGCGCUCUUCUUCUCCUGCCCGCUGCCCGAGUGCCUCCUGCCGGGCCGCUGUGACAUCGUGGGGCACGGGCACCAGGUCUUCCACCUCUUUCUGGCACUGUGCACACUGGUCCAGCAGGAGGCGCUGAUGAGGGACUACGUGUGGCGGCGGCGGGCGCUGGAGAAGCUGCACGGCCGGGACACGCUGCUGAUGGCCUGCCUCUCCUUCCCCACGCUGGUGAUAUGCAGCUCGCUCACCGCCUGGGCUAUGGCCCUACGUGUGAAGAGGAGACUCAGGAGAGAGAGAGUCCAGGGGCAGACGGAGGGAAGACACCGCAAGCUUACUCAACACCCGCCUCUAGGAAGGAUCGCACGUCCUUAUCCAGAUCCUUAG